GGAAGCUUAUCGGAGACCCACGUGUGGCUCGAAGCUCUGCUAAGAUGAGCCACAGGUACCUGACCAGCAGCAAUUCAAUCCACUACACAUAGAUUGGUACUUCCGUGCAUACACUUAUACUAAACCAACAUCUUCUGAUGUCCAGGUAGGCUUGUGAUAUUCCACCAAACACCAUCCCCAAUUGCGUGUUAGAGCUGAAUGAUAUAGCAAAUGACAAGCACCAAUGUUGAACAUUACAAGAGAAAGUUGAGAUACCUAGCGUUCAAGCCUGGAGGCUUACAAUUACACCUAGUCAGCAUGAACCGGCGUUUUCACGGGGGGCAUCGUUGGCAUGUCGAAGAACGCCAUCGCCGAAUGCGGGCUGCGGAGGCCGGCCGUCAGCAAGCAGCGGCUGCGCGUCCCCUCAGGGUCAUCGCUAGCCCGCCUCAACCCGUCUCAGACGUAGCUGUCGCUGGCCUGGGACUUCUAGACACUUUGCCCAACGAGGUCAUCAUGAUUGUUUUUGAAAAUUGCACUCUUCGUUCUCUCCUACGACUCGAACGUGUGAAUAAGGCUGCUAGGAAACUCGUGAGCCUCCUAGAUCGCAUCGAGUACAUAAGAGAAACUACCAAGGGCAUAAUCGAACGCGCCAAGCCACCCUACCGUCAGAUCAUGUUCACCAUCUUGAAGAUUAAGACCUAUCAAGGGUUACACGACCUCUUGACCACCUUUAUCUGCGAGAAAUGCGCCAAGCCGGGCUCGUUCCGCAUAAAAAAAGUCAAGGUUCUCUGCGAUAGCUGCUGCUCUCCAGUUAGGCCAGUAGACCGCUGAGCCGGAUGAGACUUGACCACUUUCCUUCUAUGCGUUCUUUUAUGUUCGGGAUAAUUUAGGCGGUGAUGA
Messenger RNA from Annulohypoxylon truncatum, 879 nucleotides. RefSeq lists its product as uncharacterized. The transcript has 3 exons. Lineage: Eukaryota; Fungi; Ascomycota; Sordariomycetes; Xylariales; Hypoxylaceae. The record is from RefSeq and is a predicted model, not a curated record. Gene Ontology annotation, molecular function: protein binding. Bases 211 to 810 code for a protein of 199 amino acids.